AUUCAGCAAAGGCAGUUCAACAAGGCUUCCAACUCCACUUACUGCAUAUUCAUGGUCAACAAGCCAUACGCCAUUACCUGCUCCGUGGUGGCCUUCUACAUUCCCUUCCUCCUGAUGGUGCUGGCCUACUACCGCAUCUACGUCACGGCCAGGGAGCACGCCCGACAGAUCCAGGUGCUGCAGCGCGCGGGGGCCCCCACCGACGGCCGGCAGCACCACCCGGACCAGCACAGCACGCACCGCAUGAAGACUGAGACCAAAGCUGCCAAGACCCUGUGCAUCAUCAUGGGGUGCUUCUGCCUGUGCUGGGCCCCCUUCUUUAUCACAAACAUAGUGGACCCUUUCAUAAACUACACAGUACCGGGGAAGCUGUGGACGGCUUUCCUGUGGCUGGGCUACAUCAAUUCAGGGUUGAACCCUUUUCUCUACGCCUUCCUGAACAAGUCUUUCAGACGUGCCUUCCUCAUCAUCCUGUGCUGUGGUGAUGAGCGAUACCGAAGGCCUUCCAUCUUGGGGCAGACGGUCCCCUGUUCCACCACCACAAUAAAUGGAUCGACUCAUGUACUAAGGUGA
Molecule: messenger RNA, 573 nt
Organism: Pelecanus crispus (Dalmatian pelican)
Lineage: Eukaryota; Metazoa; Chordata; Aves; Pelecaniformes; Pelecanidae
Source: RefSeq, a predicted model, not a curated record